CUUGUCACCAUGUUAAAAAACCCUGGUGAUAGAUUCACCCGGUUCCACACUGAUGGUCCCAUGCCUGACAAUGUUCCCACUGACGAAGGACCAGCAAAGAAAUAUUUCGACACUGAUAGAAAAAUUGCUCGAGACUUUAAGAGAGUCUUCAACCCUGAGGAGGGACAAGAGUCCUUGAGCACUAAGUUUAGGAAAUAUCAGAAAUGGUACACAUUAGAGUACCGUAAAGACCAAAUGACAGUCAUUGGCUAUCAGAGUGCAGUGUCAGACUGCUUCUUCAACAACGGGACCGACUAUAAAGCUUCCUGCAGAGGAGCCUUCGAGGAUUAUAUGGCUUCCUUGAACGUUUUUAAAGCUAAAUAUGGGACAGUGUAGUUUACUAUGCGUUUUGGAGGUUGUCAACCCAAAAUGCAGACAAUGUUGUCAAACUUUAUAAUUGGAGUACGGAAACUCUUGCAAGAAUCGUGAUUCAUGAAUGCAAUGAUAUGCUUAGAGUAAUAAUGAAAUAGGCAUUGCAAAUUUGGCCUUGGAUCAAAUUGAUGCAGUUAGUUUAAAUGAUUAGAUAAUGACAGAAACUUGAGUUGGUCAUUUUGUACAGUAUACUUUAUACAUUAACUUAUUAAAUCUAAUUAUAACUGCAUAUUUAUACAAAAUUUAGACUGAUUCUUGAAUGAUGAAUUGUUCAUUUAGCAGGAAAUGUAAGUUUUAAAAUAAAGGUUUUUCAAAGAAAUACGAGGUGCAGUUUAAGAUAAUAAAACCACAACUUCCCACUAAGACAGGAACAUGGCAGAGUACCUGGCCUCGAUAUUUGGCACCGAGAAAGACAAGGUAAACUGUACCUUCUAUUUCAAGAUAGGAGCCUGUAGACAUGGUGAGACAUGUACCAGGAUUCACAACAAGCCCACCUUCUCCCAGACAAUAGUUCUCUUGUCCAUGUACAAGUCCCCAGCAGCCACUGCUGCGGUGUUGGAUCCUGCUGGCCUCGGAGUAUCCCAAUACUCAGAUACGGAAUUACAGUCACAUUUUGAUACUUUCUUUGAGGAUGUCUUCGUCGAGGUGGAAGAUAAAUAUGGUGAGAUAGAUGAGAUGAAUGUGUGUGACAAUCUAGGGGACCAUCUCAUGGGUAAUGUCUACAUAAAGUUCGUGAAGGAAUCAAGUGCUAAACCUUGUGUAGAGGCUCUCAACAACAGAUGGUACAACGGGGCCCCAAUAAAAGCAGAGUUGUCCCCGGUAACAGACUUCAGAGAAGCGUGCUGUAGACAGUAUGAAAUGGGAGAGUGUACGCGCGCAGGGUUCUGUAAUUUCAUGCACCUCAAGCCCAUCAGUAAGGAUCUUAGGAGAAAACUGUACGGAAGAAAGAUGAAGGAGAUGAGAAGGUCACCCUCAGUAAUGUCGGACGCAUCCUCUUCAGCAGAGAAGAAGAAAAAGAAGAAGAAGAAGAAACAUAAAGCUAACCACAAACUUAGUGGUAGACUUUACAUGUAGUACUGAUAAUAAUUCGGACAAUGCUUCACAUUGCUAAUUAUUAGUGGAUUAGAUGAUCUGGUCCUGGAAUUAUAAGCUCGCGUUAUGUUCGUUUUUAGGAUAUAAUACAAAUUCUUGUUCCGAGCUACCUUUUAUCCAAUGAAAUUAUAGUUUAAUAAUUAUGGGGGAUCCGGAGUUAUAAUUUUUAAGCAUCUGCUCAGGUUUCUUAAAAUCUCUUAAAAUUAUUGAAUUUUCAGCUUUUUGUUUUGCAGUUAUAGCCAUUUUGACUUAGUUUAUUAAAUAUAUAAUAUGUUAAGCUUGUCAUUUGGCAGAUUCCUAAUCUUUUCAGCGGUAUCAUAGGAAUUAAAGUAAACUUACGAUAAACUUUUCUAAGACCGUACCACUGAAAACUGCAGCUUUAGAGUUAAGUUCCAUAUUUGAUUUAUACUAGAAUCUAGGCAAAACAUUCUAAUUUCCUAUAUGAUAUUUUUAUGCUGUUUACAAAAGAUUCUUUGUUA
Molecule: messenger RNA, 1982 nt
Organism: Bolinopsis microptera
Lineage: Eukaryota; Metazoa; Ctenophora; Tentaculata; Lobata; Bolinopsidae
Product: splicing factor U2AF 26 kDa subunit-like
Exons: 8
Coding region: 784-1485 (233 amino acids)
Biological process (GO): mRNA splicing, via spliceosome
Cellular component (GO): U2AF complex; spliceosomal complex
Molecular function (GO): metal ion binding; pre-mRNA 3'-splice site binding
Source: RefSeq, a predicted model, not a curated record